Molecule: messenger RNA, 1848 nt
Organism: Saxophila tyrrhenica
Lineage: Eukaryota; Fungi; Ascomycota; Dothideomycetes; Mycosphaerellales; Extremaceae
Exons: 4
Coding region: 1-1848 (615 amino acids)
Biological process (GO): proteolysis
Molecular function (GO): tripeptidyl-peptidase activity; serine-type endopeptidase activity
Source: RefSeq, a predicted model, not a curated record
AUGCUGUCGACUGCUGCUUUCCUUGCUCUGGUACUGCCGGCCUAUGGUGCUGUGCAUGAGUCGCUGGCCGCUCUGCCAGCUGGAUGGACGGAGUCGUCUACGAGCCUCGCAGGUAGCUCUGAGCUGCAGAUGCAGGUUGCCUUGCAAUACCAAAACCUAGAUCAACUGGAGUCAAAGCUCAAGUCAGUCUCAACACCUGGAAGCUCAAGCUACGGCCAGUAUCUCGACCUCGACGAUUUGAACUCCGUCUUUGCGGCAACGAGCGAGUCAGAGAGCAAAGUGAAGUCAUGGCUGAGUCAGUCCGGCGCCUCCAACAUCGCCAGCGACGGCAGCAUGGUGUCCUUCACCACUAGCGUUGACAACGCGAACAAGAUGCUGGACACCAAGUUCAAGCUCUACUCGAAUGGCCAGACGCACAAGGUCGGCACCAUGGCCUACUCCGUUCCAGACGAGCUCAGCGACCACAUCGACCUCGUGUCUCCUACGACCUACUUCGGCAGCAUGAAAGCCCAUAGAGCUGUUCCCGACAUUACUCCCUCAAGGACCGAGCAGAGCCCUGCGGACCGCAAACGGCAGGUGUCUCCUUCAUGUGAGACAACCAUCACCAUCGGCUCCGGCAACGUCACCAGGGACUUCACCGUCCUAGGACCAGACUGCUUCAAGCAACUCUACAAUGUCGGCAACUACCAGGCCCAUCCCAACUCUGGCAGCACAGUCGCAUUCGGCAGCUUCCUAAACCAAUCCGCCAGCUUCUCGGACCUUGCCAAGUUCGAGAAGAUCUACAACAUCGAGUCUCAAAGCUUCACCGUAACCCUCAUCAACGGCGGCGUAAACGACCAAGACCCGCUCACCGAAUCCGACGGCGAAGCCAACCUCGACGUCCAAAACAUCAUCGGCCUCGCUCACGGCCUGCCAGUCACCGAAUACAUCACCGGCGGCAGCCCGCCAUUCAGAGGCGACCUCCUGAGCAAGAUCUCUGAACCGCACAACCAAAACGAGCCGUACCUGGACUACUACAACUACCUCCUCUCCCAACCCAACAGCGCCCUUCCCUACGUCAUCUCCAACUCCUACGGCGACCACGAAGACACCGUGCCCGAACGCUACGCCACCCGCGUCUGCAACCAGAUCGGCAUGAUGGGUUUGCGCGGGCGUACCAUCCUCGAGAGCAGCGGUGACGAGGGCGUGGGAGCAGUUUGCCGCUCCAACUCUGGCUCCAAAGCGCCGCAGUUCACGCCGCAGUUCCCUGGAACGUGCCCGUACGUCACGGCAGUGGGAGGAACGCAGUUCCUCGACCCAGAAGAAGCAUGGAACGCCAGUUCGGGGGGUUUCAGUUUCUACUUCGACCGCCCCUGGUACCAGAACGCUGCAGUCCAAACGUAUCUUAACCAAGAAAUCAGCGCCGAGACGAAGAAGUACUACCGCUCAAAUGGCUACGUCGACUUCAACGGCCGCGGCUUCCCGGACAUCUCGGCGCACAGCUUAUACCCUGACUAUCUCACCGUCAUCAACGGCACAGCCCAACCGAACGGCGGAACCUCCGCCGCGGCGCCCAUCGUCGCAGCCAUCUUCGCCCUGCUCAACGAUGCACGUUUCCGCGCUGGAAAGCCAGCGAUGGGAUUCAUCAACCCCUGGCUCUACAACUCCGCCGCUGGCAAGGCUUUGACGGAUAUCACGACCGGUGCGGCGCUGGGUUGUGCAGGGACGGAUUUGCAGAAUGGGCUCAAGAUUCCUGGGGCGGGUAUUAUUCCUUUCGCGACGUGGAAUGCUACUGUGGGAUGGGAUCCUGUGACUGGGCUAGGAACGCCUGACUUCCAGGCGUUGAAGGCGCUUGCGCUGGGGAUGUAG